AUGGCUUCGCCGAAAGUGGGAAGAGGGACAACGAAUGGGAUCUUAGUGGAGAAGAAUUCUUCCCAGCUAAUGUGGCACAUCGCGGUUAUGAUUACUGCUUUUUUCCGUUCGGAAAGGAAAAGCGACGCUGACGUGAACCGAUACCAAGCGUUGAAAGUCCUCCGGGCAGAACCAGUGUUGUACGAUGUAUUAUACAAAGAAGUGGAAAUCCUGAAGAGAGUGCGAGACGCUGAUCCUACACAUCCCGGCUACGAACACGUAGUACACCUCAUCAACGAUUUUCACGUCAAUAGCGUAUUUGGCACGCAUAUCGCCAUGCUUUUCCCGGUCUUCGGCCAGACGCUGCAGCCAUCCUGGACAUCUAUGCUACCCGUCCGUACACUGCGGGAGGUGAUGAAACAACUGCUCCUCGCAUUGGAUUACCUCCACUCGAAAUGUGGAGUGAUCCACACCGACAUCAAGGGCUCGAACAUCAUGUUGCAAAUUCAAGAUACACAUGCUAUUAAUAAGCAGAUCGCAUGUGAACCGGCGAGAGCGCUGGCCAACGUCUUUUUGAAGAAUGAGAUUAGGCAAGUUGUUGAAAUCCCAAUCAGCCAAUCUCAGCCGAUUUCAGUGCCUAUCUUUGGGCGGAAGCUGAAGAUCUGUCUCGCAGACUUCGGGACAGCAGAGUGGGCAAGCAGUACCCAUCAAACCGUCAUUCUCGGCAAACUCCUCCGGCCCCCAGAAGUGGUCUUGAACGGGUGUUGGGAUUGCACGGUGGACAUUUGGGCCACCGGAUGCUUUAUCGUGGAGAUGCUUGACGGUUCUCCGCUUUUCCAGUGGAAAGUCACAAAGAAUAUUAUCGGAGAGCAGCACUAUCUCUCCACGGUGACUAAACAAGUUGGGCCUGUCCCUCUUGAACUCCAGAGUCGGUGCACCAGGUGGAGAGAAUUCUUUAAUGAUAAAGUUCUCCUACGUCGCCCGACAACGAAGGUACCGAGUAUAAGAGAGCGUUUGGUGGCGCGGCAUUCGGAGAUGUCGCCCCUAGCAGCAGACAGCCUGACUGCUCUGGUGCUCCAAAUGAUGCGACCCAAUCCCGCCCACCGUUGCUCAGCGGCGGAAGCAUUGCGUCACGAAUGGUUCGAUUUGGAUCUGGAAGAAGGGGCUCGGGAAAUUUCAGUGGGUAUAGAUGAGUUGUAA
Dacryopinax primogenitus is the source of this 1179-nucleotide messenger RNA. RefSeq names its product kinase-like protein. The transcript has 6 exons. The record is from RefSeq and is a predicted model, not a curated record. Gene Ontology annotation, molecular function: ATP binding; protein kinase activity. NCBI's taxonomy places the organism in Eukaryota, Fungi, Basidiomycota, Dacrymycetes, Dacrymycetales, Dacrymycetaceae. The coding region runs from base 1 to 1179 and encodes 392 amino acids. Gene Ontology annotation, biological process: protein phosphorylation; regulation of mRNA processing; spliceosomal complex assembly.